CAGAGAGGCAGACAGGCACGCUGUCUCACCUCCGGACUGUGAAUCAUGUCUCCGUACCUGUGAGCGGAUCAGAGCGACAGACAGGCAGACAGACAGACAGACAGGUCGGCAUGAAAGUGAUGUCAUCGCUCCUCCUCCUCCUCCUCCUCCUCCUCCUCCUCCUCCUCUCUGCUCCCGCCUCGCCGCUGGAGUUCCGUUACCAUGACAACAGUGAGAUGGAGCAGUACCUCCUCCACGUCAACGCCUCGUACCCCGACAUCACACACCUGCACAGCAUCGGCCAGAGUGUCCGGGGUCAGGAGUUGUGGGUUCUUGUUUUGGGUCGCACUCCAACUCGUCACACCGUCGGCAUCCCAGAGUUCAAAUACAUCGCCAACAUGCACGGCAACGAGGUGCUGGGCCGGGUGUUGCUGCUGCAGCUGAUCGAUCAUUUGGUGCGUGGUUACCGUGACAACGAGCCGUGGUCGUCACGGUUACUGAACAGCACCAGGAUCCACAUCCUGCCGACCAUGAACCCUGACGGCUUCGACGCCGCGGACACACACUGUCUGUACAGCCAGGGCAGGUUUAACUUCAAUGGAGUGGAUCUGAACAGGAACUUCCCUGAUGCUUUCGCCGGUCGCCGACGGCAACAACAACCUGGUGACAAGAAGAGGGAGGUGGAGGUCAGGGCUGUGAUUGGCUGGCUGAGGACAGAGAGCUUUGUUCUCUCGGCCAAUCUGCACGGAGGAGCUCUGGUGGCCAGUUACCCAUAUGAUAACAGCAAUGGAGGCAGCGAGCUGGUGGGCGGGGCCAGCGUUACCCCCGACAACGAUGUGUUUGUCCACCUGGCCAAGGUCUACUCCUUCCACCACACCUCCAUGCACCGCGGCGACAGUUGCCAUGACAGCAGGCCGUUUCUGGAUGGCAUCACCAACGGUUACCAGUGGUACCCCCUGCCAGGGGGCAUGCAGGACUAUAACUACGUGUGGUCUCAGUGUCUGGAAGUGACUCUGGAAGUUUCCUGCUGUAAGUUUCCUCCCGUCCAGCAGCUUCCUGUCCUGUGGAGAGACAACCAGAGAGCUCUGCUGGCCUUCAUGCAGCAGGUGCACCUGGGGGUGAAAGGUCGCGUGCUGGACAGCUCAGGUGUGCCGGUGCAGAACGCAGUGGUGGAGGUCAAAGGUCGCAGGAACCUCUGUCCAUUCAGGAGCGACCAACAUGGCGAAUACUACAGACUGCUGUUGCCAGGCAACUACACCUUCACUGUGACGUUUCCGGGUCACGAGGUGUUGACGGAGACUCUGAGCGUCCCGUACGGUCCUGAGCGUUUCUCCGCCCUCACACACGACUUCAGGCUGCGCCGCGCCGCCGCCCCCACGUCUGGCCCCGCCCCCACGCCCGGCCCCACCCUCACCUGCAACUCCUCAGCUCACCUGGAGGGGGGCGGGGCCUCUAACAGGCCCCAGUGGGCGGGAUUAGCCUGGUGUCUGGCUCUGGGGGCGGGGCUACAGGCCUUGUUGCACUGA
This is a messenger RNA of Myripristis murdjan (pinecone soldierfish), 1505 nucleotides long. It is a transcript of the gene cpm, whose product is annotated as carboxypeptidase M. Gene Ontology annotation, molecular function: zinc ion binding; metallocarboxypeptidase activity. Gene Ontology annotation, biological process: peptide metabolic process; protein processing. Lineage: Eukaryota; Metazoa; Chordata; Actinopteri; Holocentriformes; Holocentridae. The record is from RefSeq and is a predicted model, not a curated record. The transcript is spliced from 10 exons. Bases 111 to 1505 code for a protein of 464 amino acids.